Molecule: messenger RNA, 2137 nt
Organism: Belonocnema kinseyi
Lineage: Eukaryota; Metazoa; Arthropoda; Insecta; Hymenoptera; Cynipidae
Product: formin-like protein 3
Exons: 9
Coding region: 86-1351 (421 amino acids)
Biological process (GO): protein dephosphorylation
Molecular function (GO): protein tyrosine/serine/threonine phosphatase activity; polynucleotide 5'-phosphatase activity
Source: RefSeq, a predicted model, not a curated record
UGCGUGUCGUGCGUGUGGUGUAGUGUAUGUACGUUUAUUGCAAUGCAAUAAAUUUUUUGAGAAAUACGGUGAAAAAACAAGUAAAAUGUCGAAAUCAGUACCGGAUAGGUGGUUGCAAUAUAAGCCUUAUGGAGCGGUGAUCGAAGGCACCAAAAUUUUGGCAUUUAAAGUUCCACUUCGUGAGGGAGUGGCGAAGAAUCUACAACAAGAACAACGGUUCACAACUGCGAUCCUGCGACAGUCGUUUCCGAAACUCAAGUACGUCGUGGACUUGACAAAUACCAGUCGUUACUAUGACAAGAAGGAAUUCACCGAUGCUGGAGUUCAGUACGAGAAAGUUAUGGUGCCAGGAAUACAGGUACCUCCGAUGGAUGCCGUAAAAAAGUUUUUUAAAGCCAUGGAGAAUUUCACGGCGGUUUGCGGAGAUGAUCAAAUUAUAGGCGUACACUGUACUCAUGGGAUCAAUCGAACAGGAUAUUUCAUAUGCCGAUACCUCGUACAACAACUCGGCUGGAAGCUUUCACACGCCCUAAAAGCCUUCCAAGACGCACGAGGAUAUCCUAUAGAACGUCAGACGUAUGUGGCCGAGUUAAAACGAACUCCUUGCGGUAAGAAAAUUGAUACUAGCAAGGUGGUUUUAACACCGGCGCCGAACGCUCGCGUUAAGAAGCAGAAAGCAAAAAAGAAGCCAGCUACAAAGCCAGCGGCAGGAAAGCCUCCAGCAGGAAGGCCUCCGGCAGGAAGGCCUCCUCCGCCACAUCCUCCGUUUGGUCCAAUGAUGGGUCCACCGGGAUAUGGGCCACCCCGACGUGGUUUCGCAAAUGGCGUGCCAUUCCCCCCACCUCGAUUUGGUUUUGGUCCACCACCUCAACCGGGAUUCGGACCUAGAUUACCUCCACAUCCAAUGCCUCCUGGGCCUCUACCACCACCCGGUCCCAGAUUCGGCCCCAGGUUAGGACCCAGAAUGGGAAUUAGGCCGCCCAUGCCACCUAUGCCACCUCAUAUGGGGCCGCCAAUGCCACAUCCACGUGGUCCACUACGUAUGCCACUUCCGCACAGAAUGCCGAUGCCACCAAGAAUGGGAGGACCUCCAAGGAUGCAUGGGCCUCCAAGAUUACCUAUGGGUCCAAUGCCAAGGUUACCUCCACCAAAAAUGGCAAUGCCACGACAUCCGGUACCACAAAUGCCAACGAAGCGUAAUGCACAACCAACGGUUAAGCGGCAAACCCGUGCUGCUGCGGCCGUAGUCAAGGCCACAAAAGAUCAAGACUUUACAGCUGACACAUUUGAAGAGAAUUUAGCUGCACAACCAGCGAAGAAGGCAAAGAAAGCUCCCGUAAAAGCCAAGUGAUGAUGCGUCCUGUAGGACUUGUAUCGUGUACAAUUCAAUUUAUAUUGUAAAUUCAGUAAGGUGUACAAUGCUUACUAUUCACAAUCAGUCACUCAGUUUCACAAAUCACUUUUAAAGAUAUAAAUUUAAGUCAUUCACAAAUACUUUUUAAACAGCUGCAGUUAUUUGCUCUUUUAAAUCCAAUUGCGCAGUUUUUAUUGGAAUAUAUUUUAAAAUUUUAAGAAAAACGAAACGGAUUUUAACAAACCGGGUGUCUGGUUUGAAAAUACUCUUACUGCAUUCACCUGACUUUAUACCUUAUCUUGAUCAAAAAAUAACCCAAACCACCAGCAAGGGAACCUUUUUGUAUUUAUUAUGAAUCUAUAUCUGCUAGAGUAACUGCCAAAUGUCUGUUUUAGCUGCGGGUGUAAAUCAAUUAUAACGAAUUCUUGGUGAACUUAGCAAUCAUUGAUCGCUGGUGGUAGGGUCAAUAUAACAUAUAUAUUUAAUAUUAAGGAACCUCGAAGCUGAGGAUGAUUGAAUGAAUGUCGUUUGAGAUUUUUUGUGCCCUCAUUUUUUCUACAUACGUUCAUUUCUUACUUUUCUCUAUGAUUGCAGUUCUGUAUGUCGAUUAUGGAUUCUAUGCAAAUCAUUCGAUACUCCUAUAUCUUUCAUGAAAUAUUUAAGUUUACGACACUGACGUAAUAAAUAUACAUCCUCGCAAUAACUGAUUAGUUUAUUAAAAUUGUCAUACGACGAAGAGUCUGAAAAAGAUUGAUAAUAAAAUAAAGAGCGUGCUGUUCAAAA